UCGUGACAAAAUGGCGGCGCCCAGGCGGCCACGUGGGGAUGUGCAGGAUGAGGAGGAUGAUGAAGGGCGCUCAGUGGCGGGCAAGCGGCCCCGCGGGCAGCGGCGGCUCCUGGUUGUGCUGGAGGGAGCGAGUCUGGAGACCGUGAAGGUGGGGAAGACGUUCGAGCUGCUCAACUGCGACAAGCAUAAGGCGCUGCUGCUACGGAACGGCCGGGACCCCGGGGAGGUGCGGCCUGACAUCACCCACCAGAGUCUCCUGAUGCUCAUGGACAGUCCCCUGAAUCGGGCUGGGCUCCUGCAGGUUUAUAUCCAUACCAAGAAGAAUGUUCUCAUUGAAGUAAAUCCCCAGACCAGAAUCCCAAGAACUUUCGAUCGAUUCUGUGGUCUUAUGGUUCAGCUGCUGCAUAAGCUCAGUGUUAGAGCAGCUGAUGGGCCUCAGAAACUGCUGAAGGUGAUUAAAAAUCCAGUCAGCGACCAUCUUCCCGUGGGCUGCAUGAAGAUUGGUACCUCUUUUGCAGUGUCACAGGUGUCAGAUCUGCGUGAGCUGGUUCCUGCAGCAGAGCCAGUUGUCAUUGUGGUGGGAGCUUUUGCCCACGGGUCGGUCAAUGUUGACUACACAGAAAAGAUGGUCUCCAUCAGCAACUAUCCCCUUUCUGCUGCCCUAACGUGUGCUAAAAUUACUACUGCCUUUGAGGAAGUGUGGGGAAUAGUAUGAGCUACUGCUGUCAUGAUGGACUUGUAUACAGUGACUUCACAUUCUGAAAAGGCUCUUUAACUUGGAUAUGGACCUGGUGCAGCUUUUGGGCUCCUGGAAAACACUUCAACAUCGUCCUUGUAGCUUCUGAAGCAAUGCGACUUUAAAUGGACUGCCCCACUGACCCUUUUUCCUAUUAAAGGUACCUUUUUUGAUUAAAAAGUGCUUGUGAAUUUAA
Messenger RNA from Sturnus vulgaris (Common starling), 932 nucleotides. RefSeq names its product EMG1 N1-specific pseudouridine methyltransferase (gene EMG1). Gene Ontology annotation, cellular component: nucleus; small-subunit processome. Gene Ontology annotation, biological process: rRNA base methylation. Lineage: Eukaryota; Metazoa; Chordata; Aves; Passeriformes; Sturnidae. The record is from RefSeq and is a predicted model, not a curated record. Gene Ontology annotation, molecular function: rRNA binding; rRNA (pseudouridine) methyltransferase activity.